GGUCAUCGUCGGAACGUGCGAUAACUCAUGCUUCGGGGGACUAGCAGACGAAACUUGGGCACAGCGCAAAUUGGUUUACAUUCAUGAAUAAAGAAUCGCGGAAUAAAAGGCCCUCGACUGAUAUGAAUACUCACUUCUUUGCAUGAGAUUCAAAAUGCGUCUAAAGAUGUUUGUUUUAACUACCGUUUUGUUACCGAUGGUAAUAUCAACGAGAGAUGUUAAAACUCGGAAGAAACGAUCAGUAAAUUCCUACGCCGUUAAAGGAUGCUAUUCCUCAUUUCCCGGCGCAGGUCCGACAAGACGGAUGGGGGGUCACAACUCCAACGUAAAGUGUCAAGAAACGUGCAGAGAUAAGGGUUAUGUAUUGACGGCGACGAAGGGGGACCAAUGUCAGUGUGGAGAUGUUUAUCCCACAGGGAAUAAAGUAAACGACAGUCAAUGCACCAGCAGAUGUCGAUCGUGGUCGUCCUGUCAUGGACCUCAAAGCUGCUGCGGUGGACCCAGUGCUUAUUCUGUGAGCGUCGUUGGCGACAUUGAUGUCGCGAAACAAAUACUUCGUAGACUAAGUCACGAGUGGCAGACAAACGCUGGAUACAGGAAUUACAUGAAAUCCCUUCUUAAACCAAUUGUGGGAAGCCACAACGCAAACUGGUGGAAAUCGUUCGACCGUAAAGGCUGGUCACUGUGUGGACAUGGUAGGUACAUGGCGGGGAUGUAUAGAAACAGAAAGCAUGAAAAGGAUCCGAUUUACCUCCUCGAAGAAGCAAAGUGUGUAGACGCACCUGGCUACCUGUAUUCAUCACCAGCCGAUCAGGUUUGCUACAACCACAACUGGUGGAAAAGUUUCGAUCGCAAAGGUUGGUCUACCUGCGAUAACGGCAGCUACAUGACCGGGCUCUUUAGAACGUCGGGAAAUGACUUAUACAAUAUCGAACAGGCCAAAUGCUGCCGACCAAAGUCCCAGGCGAAAAGCUGGGGGGAUUGUUACAAUAAAGAUGUCAAGAAAUUAUUCCAUGACCAAGGAUGGAGCACGUGCAAACCAGGAUACUACAUGGCGGGGUUAUACAGGAGCUCAUGUAACAAAUUAUUUUGCCUGGAAAAGUUUAAAUGCUGCAAAAUGGGAAAUUACAGUGGAGAUCCGUGGAUGAAUAAACCAGAUUUUGUGAUAAAAGUUAAAGAUACUUCCGGACAGCUUAAACAGUGCUCAAUGAAUGCGAUGGAUAAAUCUGCGGAUAACAACACAUACAAAUGCAAAAGUAUUUCCGAUCGCUCCAACAUGUUGGCGCUCAAUGCUUUAAAAUUCAACAUCGAAGAUAAAUCGUCACUGAACGUCGCCAAACCUGAACCAGUCAAAGGUUUCCGUCCUGUCAUAUGCUCCGCUUAUUCCAAUUCAUACAAGUGCACCAAAUGGCUUACGACAUCGAUCACAACUUCAUCCACCUUCAAGAUUGGUUCAGGAUUCUCUUUAGCGGUAAAAGUUGGGUUAUCUACAGAAGUGAGUUCAGGACUACUUGGUGCAGGAGCGAAAAGCACCUUCACAACUGACGUCACGUCCACAUCUUCUUUUAAUGUCGAAUCCAGUACGACGAAAACGUACACGACAACGGAUAAGACGGAUAUUUCCGUUAAAGUACCGAAAGACACUGAAAUCACCAUCAACCUUCUGAGAACUGUCCAGGACUUGGAGUACAAAUGGAAAGCAAUCUUCGAGUUGUUGGGAAAAUACUCUGCGAAAUGGAGCAAUGGUCGUGAAAUCUUCCAAGAUGUGACGACGGUGCUGUCUGGGUCGAAGAGAGAAUUGUUCGCAUUUGGCAGUUGGAGUUACCCAGGUACAGAUGUCUUGAGAGUGGUGAUCACUGACAAGUAUGGAAACAAGAAAUCUGAGGGAUGUGAGCAUGAGCCAGGAAAAGCAAAGAGCUGUAAUAUGUAAGGAGGACCCAUACAUGAAGUUUUUGCGAACUUUACAACAUUUAGCAAAACUAUUAAUUGAGUUAUUUCAUUUACGCUGAGGCGGUUUUUUUUUCAAAACAUUAGAACUAGAAUUGGGAAUAAAUAGGGUGUCCUAAAAAACGCUAGAUUAACAGAUUAUCCAUAAUUGCAUGCAUCUACUUAGUCUGACAGUAUCAUCGUUCAGUAAUAAAAAAAUCCUAUGUCCCACUCAAUGCAUGUAAGUGGAUUUUCUUGAUGCAGGUGUAUUAAGACUAGCGUUUUCUGGGAAAAACUGUAGCUGUAAUUAGAAUAGAAUUAGAAUAGGGAAUCAGCCUGUUCA
Dendronephthya gigantea is the source of this 2269-nucleotide messenger RNA. RefSeq lists its product as uncharacterized. Lineage: Eukaryota; Metazoa; Cnidaria; Anthozoa; Malacalcyonacea; Nephtheidae. Bases 143 to 1930 code for a protein of 595 amino acids. The record is from RefSeq and is a predicted model, not a curated record. The transcript is spliced from 3 exons.